ACCUAUACUUCAGUAUGGUAUUCGGCUCUUACUUUUGGCCUUAUUCGGUUUGAGUUCAAUACCAAUUCUAAGUUUAAACUAAACCUACUUUCUCAAUGAAAACAAUAUCAUUAUUAUGUCUUAUAUUUUGGUUGGUUCCGUAUUCGGUUCUUACUUUUGACCAUAUUGGAUUUUAUGGGAUCAAUACUAGUUUGAUUCAAUUUCGGAAUCGAACUCACCCUAGGCGAAAGAUGUCACACCCUUAUCAUUCGUAAUUGUAGGUAGGAAAGAUUACAAAAUAAGCAAAUAAAGGUUAUUAAUAGGUUGCCUAAUAUGGUUUGGGUGACCCACCGACCCGACCCAAUCGCCACCUUGAUGCCAAUCAGUCCGAUAGAAACAAAGAACACCCACAAACAAUCAAUCAGUCUGCGUUGAGUGAAUUAUGAGACUACCGAAUGUUGUCUGAUAGCAACGAAUUCUAAGCUCUUAAAUUUCUUCUUCUUUUUUCGAUUCAGCUAAAAAAUCACUCGCCAGGGUUCAAAAUCUGCGCCAGAGGGAGGGAGGGGAUCUAUAUCUUUUUACCCAAGAUAUGUGGACGAUACCUUUGGGGAUUUCAGUAAACACCCUCUCUCCCAACUUCAACAAAUUACCUCCUUUCUACCCUUCCAGGGUUCAUCAAUCGUCUAUCCCUUCUCAUCUCUCCAGAUCAGACUCGAUAGGGAUUUGCAAAGCGAGUCAAGUGGUUGAAAUAUUUCCAAUUGUAUCCCCUGAAAUUGUGGUGCGUGAGGCAAGAAUCGAAGACUGUUGGGAGGUUGCAGAAACGCAUUGUAGCUCCUUCUUCCCUGAAUACUCAUUCCCAUUAGACUUUGUUUUGAGGAUCGACAGACUCCUUGCACUGGUUUUUGGAUUGUCAGUACCCACUGGUUGUAGACGAACAUGUCUUGUUGCUGUCACCUCCACUUCCCAAGACGACGACAACAACACUUUCUUUAUUGGUGACGAAGAUCUCAAAAUUGCAGGUUUUGGUGCAAAGAUUAGUCUCAAUAAAGGAUAUGUUGCUGGAAUUUUGACUCUAGACACUGUCGCUGACUUUCUUCCUAGGAAAGGUCCUCUUCGUCAGAGAAGGACUGGAAUUGCGUAUGUGUCGAAUGUUGCUGUGAGAGAAAGGUUUAGAAGAAAGGGAAUAGCGAAAAGGCUUAUAGCAAAAGCAGAGGCUCAAGCUAGAAGUUGGGGGUGUAGGUCAAUCGCAUUGCAUUGUGACCUAAAUAACCCUGGUGCCACUAAUUUGUAUAGAAGUCAGGGUUUUAAGGAUAUUAAAAUACCCGAAGGAGCUAAAUGGCCCCAGCCCAGGACCUCACCGGAUAUGCAGUUUAAUUUCAUGAUGAAGCUCCUUGAGAAAAACCGAACCAAUUGUUAGGUACAAGUAGUAUUGCAAAAGGUACAAGUGAUAAAGGGAGGGAGUCAUAAUGGUAUGUUAGGGGUCUUAGUAACUGUUUAUUUGUUUAUACAUGAAAUGUAAUUGUAUAUUGUUAUAGGUAGUGUACUUGUUUGUUCUUUGUAAGGUAAAUUAAAGUUUCGGUUUCUUUUUCUUGUGAUGUUUUUAGAAGUAGAUUAUCAAUCACAUGCUAAGCUUGAGUGGCAUAUUGCUUGCAGUGGUAAAGAAGUGAGAAUCAUAAGUGGGGUCUAGGCAUCUUUUUGCUAUGAGAACAUUAUUAUUUACCUUCAUGAUGUUCGUGUGAUCGAUUGGUGAAGUGUUUUGUUAGUGUUAAUGUGUGAAUUGAGUUCCAUUUUAGAAGGCUGCUUCAAAUGCAACUUGUUUGAGAG
Molecule: messenger RNA, 1803 nt
Organism: Lactuca saligna
Lineage: Eukaryota; Viridiplantae; Streptophyta; Magnoliopsida; Asterales; Asteraceae
Source: the annotation of a GenBank genome assembly